AUGAAAUAUGUAACAUCCAUAAAAGAUGUAGAUGUGCAGAGUGACACUGAUAUAGUAAAGAUGUUUGAUGAGUUCAAUGAAAUGGAUGAUAUACAUCUUUAUGUUUACAAUGUACAAAUGAUCAAGCAAACUGAAUGUACUACCAUCAAUGGACACAAAUUGAGAGUGAUUGGUGGUGAUACUGUAAUAGAUCGGCUAGAAAUGGGAGCAAAGUUUAGAGAGGUGUUGGAAUAUGAAAUUCAAGAAGGAAUUCAGAUUUUGAAGAAGACAAAUGAUAAGAACAGAGUCACUGGAAUUUGCAGUGGGAGAGGUUGUCCAUGGAGGAUUCAUGCUUCACUUAACAGUGAUGGGAUCACCUUUGUAAUCAAGACACUUAAUCCCAAUCACACAUGUCAGAGGUUUAGUAUUAAAAAGGAGGGUGUAACUGUAGCAUGGAUAACAAAGAAAUUGGCUUCCAAUGUUAGGGCAGAUCCACAUAUGAACAUCAAUGUAAUGGAAGACUAUUUAACAGAAAAGUAUGGUGUGAAAGCUAAUAAGACUAAAUUGUACAGGGCUAAAUGUAUUGACAAUGAAGAAACUGAUGGCAGUCAUGCAAGGGCAUACAAGAAGUUAGAAAAUUAUGGGCUUAUAGUUAAGGAAAAAAACCCUGGGACAGAAUUUGGAGUAUAUAGUGGAGUAUUGGUUUCAGCAAUUGCAAUUGAUGGGAACAAUGGAAUGUUUCCCCUUACAUAUGGUGUGGUUGAAACAGAGUGUAAAGAUAGUUGGUUAUUCUUUCUUGAUCACUUACUUGGAUGCAUUGGGACAGUCACACCUAUUGGAAAACCAUUUACAUUCAUGACAGACAAACAAAAAAGUCUGAUUGAAGCAAUUGGAAUCAAGUUCCCAUUAGCACAUCAUAGGCACUGUAGCGGACAUCUAUAUAAUAAUUUCAAGACACAGUUUGAAGGUGGGCCUACAUUGAGGGGAUAUUUCUGGAGAGCAAGUAAAUCAUAUAAUGCUACGGGUUUUCAAAGGGCUAUGAAUGCCAUGAAAGAGGAGAAGCUAGAAGCAUAUGAGUGA
This is a messenger RNA of Telopea speciosissima, 1059 nucleotides long. RefSeq lists its product as uncharacterized. The transcript is spliced from 4 exons. NCBI's taxonomy places the organism in Eukaryota, Viridiplantae, Streptophyta, Magnoliopsida, Proteales, Proteaceae. The record is from RefSeq and is a predicted model, not a curated record. The coding region runs from base 1 to 1059 and encodes 352 amino acids.